GGGAGUUGGGGGGGUGGAAGGUACUGCCGCUGCGCUCCGCCGCAUCAGUCCCAGACGCUGGAGCAGUUGGAGGUGGAGGUAACCAUUACGCGCGUGCCCUGCCGCCAGCGCCUGAUGAGAUGACACUGAAACACCGCAGGACUCCUCUUCUGCUCGCCGUCACCUGCAUGUACUUCUCGGGAGGCUCGCUGUGGUCCUACCAACAGCAGGAUGACAGCCACGGUGAAGAGUGCUCGGAGAAUAACAUUUCUACCACAAAGUACCCCUGCAUGAAGACCAGCGGGGAAGUAACGGCGUGUUACAGGAAGAAAUGUUGCAAGGGCUUCAAGUUUGUGUUGGGCCAGUGCAUUCCUGAAGACUAUGAUGUGUGUGCUGGCGCCCCCUGCGAGCAGCAGUGCACCGACCAUUUCGGUCGAGUGGUGUGCACCUGUUAUCCCGGAUACCGCUACGACCGUGAGCGCCACAGAAACCGAGAGAAGCCCUACUGUGUGGACAUCGAUGAAUGUGCAAACAAUAGCAUGACUACGUGCUCUCAGAUCUGCGUUAAUUCCGCGGGGGGCUACAGGUGUGAGUGUGAGAAAGGCUUUUUCCUGGAAGAAGAUGAGAAAACAUGCACCAAGGGGGAGAGAGCGGUGCAUCUCUUUGAAAAGUCUGACAACGUGAUGAAUGUUGUAACUUGCUCUGCCACUUGUGAAGAUUUCCACCAGAUCAGGGAGUCUGUCUUGCAGCUACAACAGAAGAUGGCCUUGCUGUCAAACAGCGCUGACGUCCCACAGCAGAUGACCAGCAAGAAAGUCCUGAUUCCGCCCAUGUUUUUACCAGGUCCUCCAGGUCUCCCCGGUCCUCCAGGAGAUCCAGGACCAGAGGGCCCUCCAGGGCGUUCAGGGCUGUCGGGCCCCCCCGGGUCCCCGGGUCCCAGGGGCUUGAUGGGACCCAUUGGACCCACGCCUGACCUGUCUCAUGUCAAACGCGGCUCCAGAGGACCGGUGGGACCUCCAGGAGCACCGGGAAAGGACGGGCGUAAGGGGGAUCGAGGAGCUGCUGGGGCUGUCGGACCACCAGGUCCCCCAGGCUCCUUUGACUUCCUGCUCCUGCUGAUGGCGGACAUCCGUAACGACAUCGCUGACCUGCAGAGCAAGGUGUACGGGCGAGCCAUGCACUCUCCGGGCGACUUUCCCGCGGCCCCCGACAGCUGGCGGGACAACCAGGACGCUCUGGAUUCGGGCUCGGGGGAGGAGCGCAAGGACGCUCCACCUCAGACAGGCGGAGGAUCCAAGAGGAACAGGAAGAGGAAACCAGCGCGAGAGAGGACGGACUUUGACUGGAAUAUUUAAUUAAUGGGGUGGGUUUAAAUUCUUACUGUCGGGUGUAAAUAUUGAAGGGGCUUGCUGUUUUUUUAUUUAAACAAAAUGUACUAUAUGCCUGUUGAUCACAGAUGUUUAUUUUUGUACAAUAUCCAAGAGUUUGUGUGAAUAUUUUUUAACUAAAAGUAGACUCUGGAAAUGCAUGUCUUUGUCAACAUAUUGUUCCUUUGUGGCACAUUAAACUAGUAGCUCUUCCAGUCUCUAAAUCAUUCACUUCCCCACAAGCGGCUAGAAGCAAGGAGCAAAAAACUAAACAAAGAGAUGAACGUAAAGGUUGGACUGUUAUGUGAACACACAUCAGUAAAGAAAAAGAAAGAAAGGAAGCCUGUGUGGAUCAUAGGCGAUGUUUCCCCACCAGAGGGAGACAUUCUCAAAGCUGUAAAAAGGUUUUACAGGACUGAAGCAAACCCUCCCAUGAUGACAAAUGUUACAUUACUACAUAUCUAUGUUUUAGGUUGUUGCCAUUAACUACACACCACGCCGAAGGAGACGUUAUGAUCGCUGACAAUGAUGAAUGUAAUAUUCAAUGUAAGUGCUAAAUAGGGGGUGUAGAGAAGUAGUUUUCAGUUAAAUAAUUGAUGUAUGUGACUAUUGGUGUACGUGACCUGUUGGUGUUUAAUUUUGAAUUUGUACCAAUAUGAAAACCUCAAAGGGAUUAUAAGAUGUAAUAUCGUUCUGUCUUUGUGUCGUAUAAUGUCAGUAGCUGGAACCUCUUUGGGCUCUGAAAUGAGAACGAGGUUUCAGCACUUGGCUUCAGGCUAUUUUUGAAGGUAGUGAAGUAUUUUCUGAGCCUUCGCUUCACCUUCUUUUGCACAGCCUCCCCUCUCAUACCCAUAACUUACAUUUGUCUCACUCGGUCCUUUAUUUGCUUGAUAUGAUCUCAAGGAGCUAUAGACCAAAAUAAAGUGGUGUCAUUUUACAAAGAACACGCUCAAGAAACCGCCAGUAUUGCUCGACACCUCUUGCCCUGAGACUUUUAUAUUUACUGGUAUGUAUUUUUGUAUUUACAUCUUUCAUGAUACAUAUUUUUUACACUACUUUAAAUGAAAACAUUGUUGUCAUGUUA
This is a messenger RNA of Gasterosteus aculeatus aculeatus (three-spined stickleback), 2430 nucleotides long. RefSeq names its product collagen and calcium binding EGF domains 1 (gene ccbe1). The record is from RefSeq and is a predicted model, not a curated record. Gene Ontology annotation, molecular function: calcium ion binding. Lineage: Eukaryota; Metazoa; Chordata; Actinopteri; Perciformes; Gasterosteidae.